Messenger RNA from Danaus plexippus (monarch butterfly), 496 nucleotides. RefSeq names its product putative mediator of RNA polymerase II transcription subunit 26. The transcript is spliced from 2 exons. The record is from RefSeq and is a predicted model, not a curated record. The coding region runs from base 95 to 496 and encodes 133 amino acids. NCBI's taxonomy places the organism in Eukaryota, Metazoa, Arthropoda, Insecta, Lepidoptera, Nymphalidae.
UAAUGUGGUUAGUCUCGGAAAUGUUGGUGUUGGAGCAGGAGUAUAUGGAUGUGGUAACAGUUUCCAGGCCAGGCCAGUCGUAAGGCCAAUAGGAAUGAUUAUCCUAGGAUUAUGUCCUGGACUUGCUCUAGGUGGCGGCUUUGGCAAUAACGUAAACAGUUUCGGAAACAGUGGUUUAGGCAGUCAGGUUUCCUACAGCACCGGGGGUACAAACUUUCAUAAUGUUGGUCAACAACAGAGCACCCUUACCACGAUUAAUCACGCCGAGAACACAGACAAUCAUAACAUCGGCGGCAGUGAGUUCUUUAACACUGCAGCCCAAUCCGGUACUGGUUUGAACCAAUUCGGCAACGGUCUCAAUCAAUUCGGCAACGGUCUCAAUCAAUUCAGCAACGGUCUCAACCACUUCAGCAACGGUCUCAAUCAAUUCAGCAACGGUGUCAAUAACUUCAGCAACGGAUGCGGAAACGUUCAGCAAGUAACAUGUUUAACAUAA